Molecule: messenger RNA, 1923 nt
Organism: Zootermopsis nevadensis
Lineage: Eukaryota; Metazoa; Arthropoda; Insecta; Blattodea; Termopsidae
Product: RNA N(6)-adenosine-methyltransferase mettl16
Biological process (GO): rRNA base methylation
Cellular component (GO): nucleus
Molecular function (GO): 23S rRNA (adenine(1618)-N(6))-methyltransferase activity
Source: RefSeq, a predicted model, not a curated record
GACUGUGAUUCUUUUCGUCUAAUUAGAUGCAGUAUGUCACAGAAUAAAUAUAUGCAUCCUCGAAAUAUUUACAAGAAUCCACCAGACUUCAAACAAUUAGCCAUUUCUUAUCCUGAAUUUCGGAAGUUUGCAAAACAGGGCAUUACAGGAAAGGUGACCAUUGAUUUCAAGAAUCAAGAAGCUCUCCGGUCCUUAACUACAACUUUGCUUCAGAAGGAUUUUGGACUGCAUGUAGAAAUACCCUUAAACCGCCUGAUACCAACUCUUCCCUUACGCCUGAAUUAUUUACUAUGGAUAGAAGAUUUGAUGCACUUCUCAGUCAACCUCAGGGAAGGACAAAUAAAAGGUGUUGAUAUAGGGUGUGGUGCAUCCUGUGUUUACCCACUUCUAGCUUCCACAGCAAAUAAAUGGCAAAUGCUGGCAACAGAGUUGGAUUGUGAGAGUGUUAAUUGGGCAAGGAAAAAUGUAGCAAGGAAUGGCCUCGAAGACUUUAUAACUGUAAAACAAGUUGAUGCUGGUACAAUUCUUAAGGGUGCCUUGGAUAUGGACCAUACAUAUGACUUCACAAUGUGCAAUCCACCAUUCUUCAGAAGUGAAACAGAAGCAGAUUCCAGUAGCAAAUCUCGAUCUAAUUCACGAACACUUCCUCGUAAUGGGAAGACUGGAUCUUUGAGUGAAGUAGUGGUACAGGGUGGAGAGCUGGCAUUCAUACGGCAAAUGAUACAAGAAAGUGUAGAAAUGAGGAAUAUGGUGAAGAUUUACAGUACUAUGGUAGGACACAAAUCAAGUCUGAAUGCUUUGAAGUCUGAAUUAGAGAAAGCUGGGGUAGCAAGCAGCGCCCAGACCGAGUUCUGUCAAGGACACACAACCCGAUGGGGAUUCGCAUGGACAUUUCUCUCUGAACUGAACUUUGAAGUGUUACCAAAAAGCAAGAAAAAAGAAAAGCCUCCAAUGAAAUAUGUUGUUCCUAUGCUUGGCAAUGCUCUUUGCUAUACUGUUAAUACAGUAACUGGCAAAUUAAAGAUGCUUUUCUCACAGCUACAGAUUGAAUACAAGGAACUGAAAAGGAGUAAACACACAUCACUAUUUGAAGUUACAGCACAAAGAAACACAUGGACUCACCAACGUCGAAAGCGACGAGAACAGAAAAAGUAUGAGACACAGCUGGUUUCGGAAGAAGAUAAUUUGUGUGAAACAGCUGUUUCUCCCAAGAAAGAAGGGUGUAAUAUCUCAACUGAAACAGUUAGUACCUUGAAAGAGAGUAGGUUUGCAAUUGAAGGUUCACCUACAUCAGCAGUUCAGCCACAGUUACAAACUGACAUGAAGUCAAUGAAACGAAAACAUGACAACUCAGUAUGUGAAAACAAUAAAAAAAUAUCAAAGGGUGAAGAGCAAGAAAGGCUGCAAGAGAGAGAUGAUUUGCUGAACUGUAUGGACCAAGCCCAUGAAUCAGAAUUUCCCUAUGAAGGCAAUCUCCAAUCAACAAGUCAUUCAGAAUUAUAUUCAUACUCUGUGAAGUCUGUAAGUUCAAGAAAAUCACAGAACCCUGAAAUUAAUGACAACAGGGAAAGUUCCGAAGGAAAUAAGAAUGAUAAAAGAAAUGCUGAAAUUACACAAGAUUCUGUCAGUAAAAAUGAAGAGUGUGAUCUCAGUUCACCACACUGUUCACAGAAGAGAUAUCAAACUGAAACAAAAACAGAUUCUUGUAUUUUGAAAUCAGUGGUUUCUGUAAGAAAAUCAGGUCCCGAGAUUCACAUUGAAAUGGCAUUGAUAGAAGGCACCUGUGGCCUUGAUGCUGUUCAUCAGAUAAUGCAGUACAUUAAAAAUAAUCUAAAAAUUGAAUGAUGUACAUGUUUAAAAUUCAGCCACCUGUUACAUUCUUCUGUAAAAUUGUAAAUAAAUGCUCUUAUUCUGUGAACGAGA